UGGGCGGGGUCAGCGGUGGGGGCGUUCCCGCUUUGGUUGCUGAGAUCCGGGAAGAUCCCGCCGCCACCCGCGCGGGAGCUGGUGGAAUAGCAUGGGUUGGUCUCAGCGUUUGUUCGGCGUCCUGCGGAGAGCACUGUCCAAGGAAGUGAAAGAGCAAGUGGGCACAGACCGGUUCGGGAACAAAUACUAUUAUAUCCCGGAGUACAAGAAUUGGAGAGGACAAACUAUUCGAGAGAAAAGAAUUGUAGAAGCAGCAAAUAAAAGAGAAAUAGACUAUGAAGUGGGGGAUAUCCCAACAGAAUGGGAAGCUUGGAUCAGAAAAACAAGAAAGACUCCGCCUACUAUGGAGGCAAGCAGCAACUGGAUCCUAGUUUGUCAACCCCUGCUGUCGAUCGGUGGAUUUGAAAUUGGGGUACCUGUGCCCGGGGUACACAGAGACUUCCUGUGGGAUAUACAGGAAAUUAUGAAGAAUGAAAAAUGCAGAGAAGAAAUUCAAAUGAAAAGCCAAGAUUUUUAUGAAAAAGAAAAGCUUCUUCAGGAGGGGAGCAACAAGGAACUUCCUCCACCAGUUCAAACUCAGAUUAAAGGGCAUGCCUCUGCUCCAUACUUUGGAAAAGACGAACCCUCAGUGACUCCCACCAGCACUGGCAAAACCUUUCAGCCAGGAUCCUGGAUGCCGCAAGAUGACAAGGGCCACAGUCAAUGAAUGUACUGUGGUAAAGUUUUAUUUAUAUGUAUGUGACUAUUUUAACGAAUAAAAGUAAAAAGUUA
Molecule: messenger RNA, 771 nt
Organism: Bubalus bubalis (water buffalo)
Lineage: Eukaryota; Metazoa; Chordata; Mammalia; Artiodactyla; Bovidae
Gene: NDUFAF2
Product: NADH:ubiquinone oxidoreductase complex assembly factor 2
Exons: 5
Coding region: 92-706 (204 amino acids)
Biological process (GO): mitochondrial respiratory chain complex I assembly
Cellular component (GO): membrane
Source: RefSeq, a predicted model, not a curated record